This is a messenger RNA of Lolium rigidum, 926 nucleotides long. Its product is annotated as cyclin-D2-1-like. The coding region runs from base 1 to 861 and encodes 286 amino acids. Lineage: Eukaryota; Viridiplantae; Streptophyta; Magnoliopsida; Poales; Poaceae. Gene Ontology annotation, molecular function: cyclin-dependent protein serine/threonine kinase regulator activity. The transcript has 5 exons. Gene Ontology annotation, cellular component: nucleus; cyclin-dependent protein kinase holoenzyme complex; cytoplasm. Gene Ontology annotation, biological process: regulation of cyclin-dependent protein serine/threonine kinase activity; mitotic cell cycle phase transition. The record is from RefSeq and is a predicted model, not a curated record.
AUGCCGGGAGACGACGCGUCCUACCUCCUCUGCGCCGAGGACGCCGGCGGUGCCUUCUUCUUUGCCGACGUUGCGGCCAGCACCUGCACCACCGCGACCGACGAUGAAUGGUGCUCCCGCGCCGAGGAUGAGGAGUCGGCUGCGGCGUCCUUCGUCGCCGAGCUCAUCGGGGGCGAGGCCGACUACUCGCCCCGGUCAGACUACCCUGACCGGCUCCGGUCAAGGUGCAUCGACCCCACUGCCCGGGCGGACUCUGUUGCGUGGAUUCUCAAGCAGGAGGAUGGUUGGGCAAUGCAGCUGCUAGCUGUGACCUGCCUCUCCUUGGCUGCCAAGAUGGAAGAGACCCUUAUAGAGAGCACAAGAUAUAUCUUCGAGCCGCGUACGAUCCUUCGAAUGGAGCUUCUUGUUCUGACAGCACUCAAUUGGAGGCUCCGGUCGGUCACACCUUUCAUGUUCAUCGACUUCUUCGUUUGCAAAGUUGAUCCGAGAGGGAAGAACACGCGAUAUCUGAUCGGCCGAGCCACACAAAUGAUUUUAGCUGCAAUGCAUGACAUCGAGUUCUUAGAUCACUGCCCGUCGUCAAUGGCUGCUGCUGCGGUGCUAUGCGCCACCGGUGAGAUGCCAUCCUUCGCAUUGGUCAACCCUAGGCUGGCAGCCAAUUGGUGCAUUGGCCUAGCAGAGGAAGGGGUCAGAAGCUGCUACAAACUAAUGCAGCAGCUGGUGAGUGGCAAGAGAGCAGCCACAGCAGCUUCAGUACCAGUUAACCUAUGCUCAGAUGAGGUUCUGUCCUCUAAUUCCUCCUCCUGCACCACCCCUCCCCCACCCAAGAGGAGGAAGAGGUCACCUCCACCAGUCACAUGAAAAGAGUGCAAGUAGAUAACAUCAGUUUACCUGGGUCUUUUUUUUGUCAGAUUAAUAGGGUUUGA